Messenger RNA from Gregarina niphandrodes, 408 nucleotides. RefSeq names its product pinin/SDK/memA/protein. NCBI's taxonomy places the organism in Eukaryota, Apicomplexa, Conoidasida, Eugregarinorida, Gregarinidae. Bases 1 to 408 code for a protein of 135 amino acids. The transcript has a single exon. The record is from RefSeq and is a predicted model, not a curated record.
AUGGCGCCUGCUUGGAAUAUUGCGGGUUAUUUGCUUAAGGCGAAGGAAGAACUGAAAUCGACGCGACCGGUUCGGUUACAGCAGGAGCGCCUUGCCCAGGUUGAGAAUAGCAUCGAAGAACGCCGAAGACAGACGCUGGAGGCUGAGAUCCGAGAGAUUCAGACUCAGGUGGACGCGAAGAGACAGCUCAUCGACUCACUCGGUCGGCAAAUGGAGGAGAUCCAGUACAAAGAAAUUCUCCGGCAAAUAACCGAUCAGUAUCUCGUUAUGAGCCAAUUCAUUCGAACUAAGACCCAACCCCCACUCUUCUGGACGCCCUACAAGCACAACGCAAUCACUCGGAAACUUCAGAUCAAUACCAACGAGGAAAUCAACAACCGAAUAAAAUCCUUCAAUCAACAACAAUGA